Messenger RNA from Xiphias gladius (swordfish), 4621 nucleotides. It is a transcript of the gene zc3h11a, whose product is annotated as zinc finger CCCH-type containing 11A. The record is from RefSeq and is a predicted model, not a curated record. The transcript has 17 exons. Bases 691 to 3429 code for a protein of 912 amino acids. Gene Ontology annotation, molecular function: metal ion binding. NCBI's taxonomy places the organism in Eukaryota, Metazoa, Chordata, Actinopteri, Istiophoriformes, Xiphiidae.
UUAUCCUGCUGCCGCCAUUUUGCCUUAGUCCGAGUCCGGCUGCGGCAGUCAACGAAGUGGAACGAGGUUUUUCCUACAUUACACAAUUGUUAUAAUCUUUUAAAAUCUAAAACUGGUAAUUAACACCGCAUACUUUGUUUACACAAUAUAUAUAGCUGUAUUGUAGUGUUAAAAUACAAAGGCGAAUAUUAGGGUAAUUACAAAAUAUUAGCCGUUUUAACAUUGAGCUAAUGCUAACGGUAAGGUCGGGAGAAAUUGGUGGUUUAGGUAGGCCUCUGUUGUUUAGCAUAAUCUUAAAUAACCCUAAACCGCACGAGCGUAGUGUGCCUGGAGUUGAGAAUGAAACACUAAAUAGAUUGUUACAGCAUUCUGGCAAUUGAAACUAGAUAGCCAGGCUAACUAAAAAAAAUCUAGAGUCACAUCAACAUUUUUCUAACGUUUCCCGAGUAGUAUCUUUCCAUCACUGCUGGGAAUCGGUCGUAGUUCGUCCCAGCUAGCGUUUGGCUACUAUUUAUUAUUCAAGAGACUCCAUACCACCACGGAGACACCCUACCAGCAGUGCGCUCAAGAGGGAGACGACAACACAGCCACCUCAGGGAGAUUCCUGUUGGUCCUGAAGAGAACCAUCGGCUGGGUUUAAAGUUCGUAGCCUCAUCACCUCCGCCACUCAAGGCAUAUACCAGCAUUACCAUGACCAACCAUGGAGAUGACUGCUACUUCUUUUACUAUUCCACCUGCACUAAAGGAGAUAGCUGCCCAUUCAGACACUGUGAAGCAGCAAUGGGCAAUGAGACAGUCUGCAACCUGUGGCAGGAAGGACGCUGCUUUCGGACCAUCUGCAAGUUUCGUCACAUGGAAAUCACAAAAAACCGAAAGGAGAUACCUUGUUAUUGGGAAAACCAGCCAGCUGGCUGCCAGAAGCCACACUGUGCCUUUCUCCAUGAAAAGGGCCGCCACAUUGAUGGCAUCUUCGUCCCACCUGAUAAAAGUCUGAGCAAGAAUGAGGAACAGCUACUUGAGGAGCCAGCUCCCCCAACAACUGCCCCUCUCCCCACUGCAGCCAAUCCCCAGCUCAGAGGGGUCAUUAAGACAGAAACUCAGGAGCCAGUACCAAGCCCCACGCACCCACCAGUGGUAAUUAAUCCAGCAGAUGAUGAUGAGGAUGAAGAUGACCAGUUCUCAGAGGAGGGAGAGGAUGGCAAGGUUGGUCCUUCUCCUAGAAAGCUACCCAAAUCAGAUGACUCACUGAAUUUUGGAGUGAGCACCCUGGAGGAGAUCCGGCUGAGGAAGGCACUGAAGGCCAGCAUGAAGAGAGCUGGUUACCCCAUCCAGAGUGCUGAUACCUCGGCCAACGGAGAGAAAGAAAAUAUCCAGUCAUUUUUUCGACCAGGCCUAUCUGAGGCCAGAGAUGGCGCACUUGUCUUUGAAGAAACUGGGAGACCAAGAGGCAGUGUGACUGAAAGGCUUGGAAGGAAAAUGCCCAACACUGAUGUAAAAAGUGGGAAAGGUUUCCAGCUAAAAAGGAGACUGGCUGAGCGUCUGGGCAGAGUUGUGGAUGAGCAGGAGCCAUUAACACCCCCCCAGAAAGUUUUGAAGCCUAUUAAGGAAAGACUCGGAUUGCCUGCUGUUCAUGUUGCACCCACUCAACCAGCUGAGACAAAAAUGGAGUCAAAGAAAGCUCAUGAGCAGAUCCGCAUCAAAACUCUAGAGGAGAUCAGACAGGAGAAGGCAGCAAAGUCUCAGAGCGAAAAUGAUGGCCUUUCGGUUGUGUGUCCAGAAAGCACAAAAGCCAUCACCACUAAAGCCACCAAGGGUGAUAAGCAAGCCAUCGCUGUCAGAGAUGACUCAAUUGGCCACGUCAAAAACUUCUCUGAGAUUCUUCGAGCCAAGAAGAAAGGGCAGGAAGAGCAGCAGGAGUGGAACCCCAGCCCUAAAAAGAUGAAACACACUGUGGAGAAAGCUCCAGACAAGAGCCAAGCAGAUUCCAUCAUGGUGGAGCCUGUUCCUGACACCAAAAAUGUGGGGAAGGUUAGAGUAAAGACCCUGGAGGAGAUCCGCAAGGAGAAGGCAGCGAGGAUACAGGCUCAACAGACCUUGGAGCCUGAAAACAAGAAGAGCUCUGAUACUGAAGAGAAUGGUGCUAAGAAGCCUCGCCUACUGCGCAUCAACAAAUUGGCUUCACAAACAGGCAACGUCACAACAGAGAAGAGUGCUGAAGUGACAGCGAAGCCACUGAAAACUCAAAGUGCUGCUCCUGGGACCAGCCCUGCCACAAGUAACAAUGUCAAGGUCAAAACGUUCGAGGAGAUCAUGCGUGAGAAACGCCUUCGCAAGCAGGAAAUGGAGGAGCAGGAUAAAACCUCAGCUGAAGCAGACCCUUCUCAGAAACAGACUGCUGAUUGGACCCUGAACAGGAAGGCUCCUGCUAAAGACAGUCUUACAUCACCAGGCUCUUCAUCACCUUCCUCCACCACUCUGACCCCUGACACUCAAAAGCUCUCUGUUCGUAAACUGAUCCCCCUCAAUUCCAAGGCUGCUUCAUCUCUGAACAGCACUACUACUCCCGGUACAACAGUUGCUGCCAUUACAGCUGUGACCUCAGUUCCUGUGAAGCAGAGCUCUUCUCAAAGUGAAGGUGAAACUGAGUCCCACUCACAGAGUGCCAGCAGCUCCAGUGAGGUCCCAGACAAAAACACAAGAAACUCCACUGCACUGUCACCAGCCAAGCAGUCCAGAGCAGCUCCUCAGGGUCCCACUGAAGAGGCUCCUACUGCUGAUAAAACACUGAACAAUAAUCAGAAGAAAUCUCCAGAACACACUACAGACACCAAAGUGAGGCCCAAACUGAAUGUGAAGCCAUCUGUCAUGAAGCCUGCAGUGCAGGUGAAACCAGGACAGAAGAGGAGGGGAACAGAGCGAUCUGCUGUUGCUGCUGUGAAACCUCUGAACAGCACCUCCACAGACUUGGAAGAGCCACUGCAGGAGACAGUAUGCAGAGAUGGACAGGUGUUCCCAUCCUCCAGUGCAGAGGCUCAGCUGAGCUCUGCUGUUCCCUGCAGUCCCAGCACCCUAAUGGACUCAAGCUCCAGCUCUAGCCCACUGAGAGAGGAGCUCCAGACUGUCCCUGUCUUUAAACAGAGUCUGAGCCAGGAAACCAAGCCGACCAUCAGUGUUGCUACUUCCAGAGAGGCCUGUGCUGUCCCCCAAAGCCCAAUCCUGAAGUCUCCCACUCAGCCAAAGGCACGGAGACAGAGCGCGGUUGUGAGCCGCACCACCUCCACCUCCAGCGCUGCUCCCUCCACCUCGGCUGUGGACGACUUUGAGGACCUGAUAAACGAGUUCACUGAUGACCAUCUGGAGGAAGAUGUGGACCCUGGUAUCGGAGAGGACGACCUGUUACAGGAACUGUCAGACAUGAUUGACAGCUGAGGGCUCCAUCGAGCACAAUCAUCACCCUGCCCCAAUUACUCACCUACAACCUUGUCUUGUGAUUCUGUAUUUACAAGUGAACAAAGACCAUCAUCCAACAUCCACCAUGGAGCAUUUUUAAUGACUUUGUUUUUCCCUCAGUAGUGCAACUCGUUUUAAGCUUUAGGUUCAUAUUUUUUGUUCUUUACCUUUUAGACAUCUUCUCUCAUAUACAAUCUUUUUUUCAUUUCCUGCCCAUGUGAUCAUCUUAUGGCCCAGGCUUUAUUCUGCGGGUUUUGAUUUUCUUUAUCAUGUUUUUGAGCAAUGUCCAGAAUUUCCUUGGCCCUGAGAAGUAAAAAUGAAAAAGGCUCCGGUACUGGGAGAAAUUGUUAAGAACAUCAUGAGAUUGUCAAGAAUUCCUGGAUGAUGUUAAUUGUUGGGAAUGAUGAAUGCCUCACUUUAGAGAGAAGUCAUAUUUGUAUACUGAGUAUGCAACGGGAAGACCAAGCUGAAAAUAGAAAUAAUGAAUACUGCUGCACUUAACAGUAGCCUGCCCCUAACUACUUGUGUUUUUGUUUUUAAAUUUAUGAGUCGAUGAGACUGUCGUUGCUCAGCUAGUUCCCAGAAUAAGACAUUUAAAAGUAUUGGUUUUACUUUAAUGCUGACCCCAUCUACAAAGCAGCAAAGGUCAGAACCUGAGAGGAGGUUAUGGCUGAAAGGAUUUUACAAAAUCCAUCAGUCAUGUUAAGGUGAGAAUCGUCUUAUCCUUCAGGUAUAUGUGGUUUAUAGAUUUUUCCACUCAGAUCUUAUGGAGUGCGCCUUCAGCCUGUGACUGUCCCUCUCAGAGUCGUUUUUAUAAUGUUUGACUGAAAUCUGUGUUUAUUUUUUAACCAGUUCCUUUAUUCAGUGGGCAAACUUUGAAACACCUAAUCUGGGAUAAACGUUUAAGCAUUCUCUGGUCUUUGUCAAUGAACACCUCAGGGACUGUUUCUGAUAUUUGUAUGCUCUUUAUAUGAUUAACAAACACUGAAUUUCAUUUCGACAACGCUGUCUUUAGUUUUUUGUUUGUUUUUUUCGCUUUUGUGCUAUCGUUUGUUUAUCUGUGUGAUCUUAGAUGAGAUCAGCUUGUCGUCUUAAUGUGUUUGCUCUUUCCUGACCCAUUUCCUCAAAAUUACUGUUAAAAUUGACUUGUACAAAUUGCUGUGUAAAUAAA